AUGAACUCUCGUUCCAGCCUCGAGGAGCGUGACAAGCAAAAGCACGUGGAGACCUGCCAGUCCCCGAGAAUGCAGAUGUGGCACAGAAGGACAGCACCAAAGCCGGCCACGCAGCAGUGCUCCCACUCGGGCGAGCUCAGCGAGUCCGGCCCUGUCCCCCUCAGGAAGGACAGCACCAAAGCCGGCCACACAGCGUGCUCCCACUCGGGCGAGCUCAGCGAAUGGCGCCCGAGGGGCUCCCCGGCGGUGGCGAUCGCAGACGGAGAGACCCGCUGCUGCCGAGGCUGCUGCUGCCCGAGCUCCGAGCAGCCUCUGGCGCGGGGGCCUCCGGGGGUUCCAGGGCUUCGGAGGGCGGCGCCGAGUGGUGGGAGGCCCCCGCGUGUGAGUCCUCGCCCUCGGAUCCCGGGGUGGGCGUCAGGCGCCCCCGGUCGCGCCUGCCCGUCCUGCCCACCGUGGCCCAGCGGGCGGCCCGGAACCGACCAAGGGCUGAGGUCGCUGCUGCUGCCGCCCACGCUCUUGGCCGGCGAGCCCGGGGAACCGGCGCCGCGGGCCUGGACAGUGCGAGGAUCCCCGCAGGGGCUCGGCCAGGGAGAACCCCGACUCUUUGGGCGACCUCCUAGGAGAGCUCCUCCCCGGCCGGUCCCGGCAGUUCCUGGCUCAGGGUCUGAGUCUGCGAAGCAGCCGCGACCACCGACAUCCUCACCAUCACAACAUCAAAGGGGUGUGUCAGAACACUCUGGAAGUCCUCCGCAGUGUCCCCGCGACUCCUUCCUCCCAGACCUGGGGCCCCACACUACACAGGCCCCCAAGCUCAAGGCCGUGCUCACCCACAACUCCUCGGGGGAAGGCUCAGGGCACCGCAGGCGGUGUUGCCCUUUCCGCGUGCAGUUUGCAGAUGAGACGCUACGGUACACAGCGCUCCGCUACUGGGAACGCAGCUGUGCAGUCCUGCAGGGCAUCCUCGAGAACAGGACAGCCAGCGGGUCCGCAGCAUCGGAGCAGGUGUUCGGGAGUGUCGGGAGAUGGCUGGAGAGUUUGCCCAAAGCCCUGUAUCCCAGGGCCAAGGAGGACACCACAGCCAACUCAUUCGGCUGGGACUUCCGUGGCCUGUCCACCCUGGAGCCGAAGGACCACCUCUCUGAGGACACCUCUCUGAACAGCAGCCUGCCCUUCAUCCCCAGGCCCACCACCUAGAGGCAGCAGAGCGGGGGCACCUCAAAACCUUUCUGGAGCAGGAGUCCUUCCUGCCCAGCUUGGUGUUGCACACACGGUCCUGAAACAAGGCCGCCCUAAGGGGCACCAGCUUCCCCUGCCGUCAACAUCACGUCGCGCUCAGAGGUGAAUGGCUGCUGGUGCCCAAGCCCAGGUGUGGACACGGGGGAGGGGUGAGGAGAGGCCUUCCCUGACCCACAAAUAAACGCACAUCCCCGGUGGCUGGUAUCUGC
Messenger RNA from Lagenorhynchus albirostris (white-beaked dolphin), 1445 nucleotides. It is a transcript of the gene C7H9orf50, whose product is annotated as chromosome 7 C9orf50 homolog. The record is from RefSeq and is a predicted model, not a curated record. Lineage: Eukaryota; Metazoa; Chordata; Mammalia; Artiodactyla; Delphinidae. The transcript is spliced from 8 exons. Bases 1 to 1194 code for a protein of 397 amino acids.